AUGGCCGAAACUGUCCAAGUCAAUGUGCACGCAGAACUGAGAAAACCGGCACCCAUCACCUAUUAUCUAACUAUGUACUCAAUUACCCAGAUGCAAAAGGCUGAAAAACAACGCAAAUCGAUCAACGCAUUCUUGGUGCUUUCUCCUGAGCUCGAGUUCGACACAAUCAAAGCACAAAUUCUUGAAAAGAUCUCCGAGGGUUUGAAACCGAAGACAAUCACCUUUGAACACUACUCUGUCGCAUGGACCAUACCACGGACUCAAGCAUCUUCUAUGCCAUUGUGUUCACCUACUGACUAUCAAUUUCUCCUCGACCUCGCAUCGAAGCAAAAGACUCCCUCAGUAAAUCUGGUGAUCAAGGCUCGUCUACUGAAAAAUAAGAAGAAUAGCAAGGACUCAGAUGAGGAGAGCCAAGAUAGCGAGAGUGAGAAUAGUGAUGCUGGCGACGAAGAUGAGCGGCCGAAAAAGAAAUCCAAGGCUGAGGUAAGUGGUGUUUUGAGUCUUUCAUACCCAAAUGAUACCGCACUCAAUGUGAAGAUAAACUCGAAAAUUCAGCUUCUCCAGAAUCGCUGGAUGCGUUCAAAAGUGGGAUGCUCCUCGGACCAUUGUUUCGUGCACCCGGAGCGCUCUGAUCACUUUCCACUUGGGCAUGAACACUUCGCUGUGUGGGCAGCUGCCUGGAACAAGGAUGAUAGUCUCGCGAACUUGGAAACACCACCCAACCACCAUAAGUUCAACAUGAUACCAGGUCAUCAACUCGAUGAACUGUCUCCACUGCUUCAGCGUCGCCUCACGAAUCGUAACCAACCAACUGCUGGCAACUCAACCGCUCCAGUCUUCAACUUCAACAUCCCUCCAGAAUUACUCAACGUGUUUCGCCCCACGAAUGUGCAACCAACUGAGGAACGUGCCCCCCCUACGAUGCAAGAUCAACACUUUCUUUUCCAGCCUGGUUCACGUCAUGGCCCUGACCUCUCCCUGGACGAUUUCUGUACUUCGUACAAGCUUAGUGAUGGGAUCCGAACGAGGCUGCAUGAAAACGGCUAUACGAGUGCGGAGACACUGACCUUCAUUGUAGUUCCAGAACUGCGGGAGAUGGGUUUCAAAUUUGGUGAGAUUGCUGCAAUGAAAGCGGCUAUGAGACAUUGGGGCCAGUGA
Suillus fuscotomentosus is the source of this 1158-nucleotide messenger RNA. RefSeq lists its product as uncharacterized. Bases 1 to 1158 code for a protein of 385 amino acids. Lineage: Eukaryota; Fungi; Basidiomycota; Agaricomycetes; Boletales; Suillaceae. The transcript is spliced from 4 exons. The record is from RefSeq and is a predicted model, not a curated record.